UCAGAUAUGUCGAGUCAUUCUAGUAAAUUCUGUGUACGUGACGAAGCACCUUAUAUCAGCUGAGAUCGCGAAAUUUUGAAUACUGUUGCGUUUUUACGUUGUACAACUUAAAAUAGUUGAAUCUUUGUAACAAUGGAGAAGUUUAUCAAGCAAGGAGAUAACGUCUUGGUCGUGUGGAGCGUCCCACCAACAGGAGAUAAAAUGCAAACGAUGGUAAAUCUUAUCAAAACAAAAUCGUCAACUGGAGUCGUUCAACUAGAGAAUGCUCAAAGAUUGAAAAUGGGUGGAUAUGAAAGUUCAAAUUAUGACAUUGCCAUCUGUGGUUUAUUUUCUGCUGAAGAAAUUUAUUCAAAUGAGAUUUUUGCUGAAAUCGCUAGAGUUUUGAAACCACAGGGAAAGGUUUAUGUGAAGAACAACAAUGCUGGAGCUUCUACAACAUCAACUUUAAAGUUAUCUGGUUUCAUUAAUAUUAUGGAGGCUGGCCUCACAGAAUCGAGCACGGGUGAUGCAGCAUCUCAGAUCCUCGUCGGCGAAAAACCUCACUUUGAAGUCGGGUCGUCUUCAAAAUUAUCAUUUGCUAAAAAGAAACCAGCCCAGGAAGAAAGUGCAAAAACAGUUUGGAAUUUAUCAGCCAUGGAUAUGAAUGAUGAUGAUGUGGAAUUGAUAAAUGAUGAUGAUCUUUUAGAAGAAGAGGAUCUUGUUGUUCCGGAUGCAACAAGUUUAAAAGGAGGAUGUGGGACUGGGGAGACAAAACCAAAGAAAGCGUGCAAAAACUGCACCUGUGGACUUGCAGAAGAGUUAGAAACCGGGAAGACUCCUCAACCUAAAGCUGCUACAUCUGCUUGUGGAAGUUGCUAUCUGGGCGAUGCGUUCCGUUGUGCAAGUUGUCCAUAUUUGGGAAUGCCAGCGUUUAAACCUGGAGAGAAAAUCAGUUUAUCCAACCGACAACUGACGGCCGACUCUUGAUCAUUUUAAUGCGCAAUGUUUUCUUUUUGACCAACACAUAUCAACUCAAUACAAAGCACCGUUUUGCAAUAA
Molecule: messenger RNA, 1038 nt
Organism: Ciona intestinalis (vase tunicate)
Lineage: Eukaryota; Metazoa; Chordata; Ascidiacea; Phlebobranchia; Cionidae
Source: RefSeq, a predicted model, not a curated record